CACACUCCCCCCCUCCCUCCCUCUCUCAUUGCAAAUUCGAAAACCCUCCGCGAUCGGAAUCCAGUGGCCGUCGAAUCGGGACCGAAGAUGAGAGAAGAAGAGAUCGAGAAGCUGAGAGGCGUGGUGGGGGAUUGCGUGAGCAAGCAUCUCUACUCGUCGGCCAUCUUCUUCGCCGACAAGGUCGCCGCCAUUACAUCUGACCCCGCCGACAUAUACAUGCAGGCCCAAGCUCUCUUCCUCGGCCGCCACUACCGCCGCGCCUUCCACCUCCUCAACGCCUCCCACGUCGUUCUCCGCGACCUCCGUUUCCGAUACCUCGCAGCCAAGUGCCUGGAGGAAUUGAAGGAAUGGGAUCAAUGUCUAUUGAUGCUUGGUGAUGCUAAAGUGGAUGAGCAUGGGAAUGUUCACGAUACGAAAGACUCCAAUGUCGUGUACUUGGAUAAAGAUGGGGAAGAUCGCGAAAUCAAUAUUUCUUCAGCGAUAUGCUUUUUAAGAGGCAAGGCAUAUGAAGCAUUGGAGAAUCGUUCCCAAGCUAGACAAUGGUACAAAGCUGCCAUCAAAGCUGAUCCUUUAUGCUAUGAGGCAUUGGAACGUCUUAUCGAGAACCAUAUGCUUACAUGUGAAGAAGAGACAACUCUACUUUCAUCAUUGCAAUUUUCAGCUGAAGAUGGAUGGAUUUCGUCUUUCUAUUCUUGUUUAGUGAAGAAGUAUGAUAAGGAAAACGUUGUAGAAGCCAAAUUCAGUGAACUUGAGCAGGAGGGAUGUAAUGUUAAACCUUCAGAGAAGUCUCUGAUGCGUACUCUGAAAAACAACACUGAUCUUUUGGCCUGCAAAGCUGAAUACUACCAUCAAUGUGGUGAAUAUCAAAAAUGCUUUGAACUAACUUCCAUAUUGCUUGAAAAUGAUCCCUUCCAUCUGAAAUGUACCCUAGUACAUUUGGCAGCAGCAAUGGAGCUUGGACAUUCAAAUGAACUCUAUCUUAUGGCCUGCAACUUAGUAAAGGAUUAUCCUCAAAAGGCUUUGUCUUGGUUUGCUGUUGGUUGCUACUACUAUUGUAUCAAAAAGUAUGAUCAAUCACGCCGAUACUUCAGCAAGGCUUCAAAUCUAGAUGGAACAUUUCCACCAGCUUGGAUAGGUUUUGGGAAUGCUUAUGCAGCUCAAGAAGAGGGUGACCAAGCAAUGUCAGCUUAUCGCACUGCUGCUCGUCUGUUUCCUGGGUGUCAUUUACCAACUCUGUAUAUUGGGAUGGAGUACAUGCGAACCCACAGUUUCAAACUUGCUGAGCAGUUUCUUAUGCAGGCAAAGGCAAUAUGCUCUGCAGAUCCACUUGUAUAUAACGAGCUGGGAGUUGUUGCUUAUCACAUGAAGGAGUAUAAAAAGGCUGUGUGGUGGUUUGAGAAGACUUUAGCUCUUGUUCCUUCAUCUCUAAGUGAGAUGUGGGAAUCAACUGUGGUUAAUCUUGCCCAUGCACUGAGAAAGUUGAAGAGGUACAGAGAGGCAAUUACAUACUAUGAGAAAGCACUGGCAAUAUCAACUAGAAGUUUGAGUACUUAUGCUGGCCUUGCAUAUACUUAUCACUUGGAGGAUCAUUUUACUGCGGCAAUUACAUACUAUCACAAGGCUUUAUGGCUGAAACCAGAUGAUCAGUUCUGCACGGAAAUGUUGACUUUGGCCCUAGCAGAUGAAUGCCGCUUUGGUGUACGGACUGAAAUAGAUUCUCAUUCUUCUGAUGAGAUAUUUAUAUAGAGAGAAUGUCAUUUAGUCAAUUUGUAGAUUUUACAUGGUAUGCUAUGCAUAUCUAUUUAUUGUAUUAGAUAUAGUAGGCAUCCCUGUCAAAGGGGAAGACUCACCAAAGGCAUCUUACAGGCCUUUGAACUGUGUAUUUCCGCACCCAACUCCCACCGAAAUCCAACUCUAUUGCAGCCCUAAGUGGAAUGGGAGGGACUCAUUAAUAGGGUUGUCAGCCAUGGUCCCCGGGGCUCUCUCUCUCUCUCUCUCUGUGCAUGUGUGUAUCCAUAUGCAGCAUAUACAACCAUGGUCCGAAGAUCAAGUUUUGGACAGCUGCAUAUUGGCUUAAUUUUGGUAAGGUGCGUUAAAUAUGGCUUGUUGGAUUACAUGUUUAUGGUAUGAGUUGUGUGAAUCGUGUGGCAGUUUUGUGGACAUACAUUAUCUCUGAUUGGUUGUAAAUCUUGAAACAUUGCUCAUUUUGUUCUUCUCUCCAGACCAUUGCCUA
Diospyros lotus (date-plum) is the source of this 2233-nucleotide messenger RNA. Its product is annotated as anaphase-promoting complex subunit 6. NCBI's taxonomy places the organism in Eukaryota, Viridiplantae, Streptophyta, Magnoliopsida, Ericales, Ebenaceae. The transcript has 16 exons. Gene Ontology annotation, molecular function: protein binding. The record is from RefSeq and is a predicted model, not a curated record. Gene Ontology annotation, biological process: cell division. The coding region runs from base 88 to 1746 and encodes 552 amino acids.